GACGGAAAGCGGCAGCUGGGGGACGGCAACGCCGGGGUGACCCCCCCUUCCCCCUCCGCGGCCGGGGAAGAUGGAGCUCGGUUAGUGAGGGCGCGGGAGGAGCGGCGGCAGCAGGCACAUGAUACUGCAGAGCUUCACAGUCAGAAGUAAAAUCACCUGGACAGUUGCCUCCUGCCUUCCUAAAUAGGGAGAAGGUGGGUUUUCUGGUGUGGGUGCCUGCCUCUUUUGCUUCACCAAGAUGAGAUAGGCAUGCAGGAGAGAAGGGAGAUUUUUGCAAGUACAACCCACCAUGAUUUCUCAGGGGACAAAAUUUUGCUUAUUCAUACCUUCUACUGUGGCAAAACCAGAUUAUUUUUCUCACCAAAAACCAGGAGCAUAAUGCCCAUCUGACACAUGCCUCCAGGAACUCUUCUUUAAAGUCUGUUGUAAUUUCUUUCUCUGUAGCUGUGGUACAAGCAAGAGCCAACCAGUAUCAUCUGCUGCCAGUAGGAAAUCUCCAAACUAGUACUUACCCUUGGCACACAGUAAAGCUGCAGCUGAGCCUGAGAGGAGGAAUUAACAGGAAAAAUUAAUUCAUGUUCAAAGAUGGAUGCCUUCUAGCCGACCAGCAAGUCCUGCUGCUGCAUGUCUGGCAGCACCUCUGAAUGAUCACAUGACUCUUGAUAUGGAUGCAGUCCUGUCAGACUUUGUUCGGUCCACAGGGGCAGAACCAGGUCUGGCGAGAGACUUACUGGAAGGCAAAAAUUGGGACUUGACAGCAGCAUUGAAUGACUAUGAGCAGCUCCGACAGGUACACACAGCCAACCUGCCACAGGCGUUCAACGAGGGCAGAUACCACAAGCAGCAGGAGCCAGAGCAGCCUCCCCAGGUGACAAAGGCAGAGCGGCCCUGCCUGCAAAGGCAGGAUGACAUUGCUCAAGAAAAGCGUCUUUCCAGAGGUAUUUCUCAUGCCAGCUCAGCCAUAGUCUCUCUUGCUCGAUCACAUGUAGCAAAUGAGUGCAGCAACGAACAGUUUCCUUUGGAGAUGCCCAUCUACACAUUCCAACUGCCAGACCUUAGCGUGUACAGUGAAGACUUCAGAAGCUUCAUUGAGCGUGACUUAAUUGAGCAGGCAACGAUGGUUGCUUUGGAGCAAGCAGGACGACUGAAUUGGUGGUCCACGGUGUGUACAAGCUGCAAACGUCUUCUUCCCUUAGCUACAACCGGUGAUGGAAACUGCCUCUUGCAUGCUGCAUCUUUAGGUAUGUGGGGAUUUCAUGACCGGGACCUUGUUCUACGUAAAGCACUCUAUACGAUGAUGAGAAGUGGAGCUGAAAGGGAAGCGCUGAAAAGAAGAUGGAGAUGGCAACAGACACAGCAGAAUAAGGAGUCAGGUUUAGUGUAUACGGAAGAAGAAUGGGAACGGGAGUGGAAUGAACUGCUUAAACUGGCAUCGAGCGAGCCUCGCACACAUUUCAGCAAAAACGGAGGCACUGGUGGUGGAGUGGACAAUUCAGAAGAUCCAGUCUAUGAGAGCUUAGAAGAGUUCCAUGUUUUUGUCUUAGCCCAUAUUUUGAGAAGACCUAUUGUUGUAGUAGCAGACACCAUGUUACGAGACUCAGGGGGAGAAGCGUUUGCACCUAUACCAUUUGGAGGAAUUUAUUUGCCACUUGAAGUUCUACCUAACAGAUGCCAUUGCUCACCUCUCGUGCUAGCCUAUGAUCAGGCCCAUUUCUCUGCUCUUGUUUCCAUGGAACAAAAAGAUCAACAGAGAGAACAAGCGGUGAUCCCCCUGACUGACUCUGAACACAAGUUGCUGCCUUUGCACUUUGCGGUCGAUCCUGGGAAAGACUGGGAGUGGGGAAAAGAUGACAAUGAUAACACCAGACUGGCCAAUUUGAUUCUGUCUCUUGAGGCAAAGCUUAAUCUUCUGCACAGCUAUAUGAAUGUAACAUGGAUACGCAUACCAUCUGAGACACGGCAGGCCCCUUUGGCGCAACCAGAAUCCCCUACAGCUUCAGCUGGGGAAGAUGUUCAGUCUCUGGCUGACUCAAUGGACUCGGACCGAGAUUCCAUCUGUAGUAAUUCGAAUGGCAAUAAUGGCAAAAACAGUAAAGAAAAAGAAAAGGACAAGCAGAGGAAAGAUAAAGACAAAACCAGGACGGAUUCAGUUGCCAAUAAAAUAGGAAGCCUCAGUAAAACCCUGGGAAUUAAAUUGAAAAAGAAUAUGGGUGGUCUUGGAGGCCUGGUGCAUGGUAAAAUGAGCAGAGCCAAUUCAGGGAAUGGGAAAAAUGGUGAUGCAGUAGAGAAAGUCAAAGAGAAGAAAUCCAAGUCUCGAAAAGGGAGCAAAGAGGAGUCUGAACAGUCUGCGAGCACUUCUCCAUCUGAAAAGACCACUCCAUCCCCGACUGACAGAGCGAGCAACUCACCCGUCGAAAAGACGAACGCUAAAUCCUUCCCUGACAAGCAGUCCGACCCGUGGAAGUACAGCACUGACGUGAAACUCAGCCUCAAUAUUCUGAGAGCUGCCAUGCAGGGGGAACGGAAGUUUAUUUUUGCUGGCCUUCUCUUGACCAGUCACAGGCAUCAGUUCCACGAGGAGAUGAUAGGCUACUACCUGACCAGUGCACAGGAGCGUUUCAAUGCGGAACAGGAACAGAAAAGAAAGGAUGCUGAGAAAAAGGCUGCACUGAAUGGGUCAUCUAGUAGGAAACUGGAGCCAGAAGCAUAUUCAAAAGAAAAAUCCGAAACAUCUCCUCAGGAUAGGGCAUCACCCGUCUUGCCUCAAAGCCAUACAACUCAGCUGGUUUUAAAAUUUAAAGACCGCACUAGCCCCACUCCUGGGUCAUUUUCUUCACCAAGUAACGGUGCUAAGAAAAGUGGACCCAUUCCAGUAUCUGCCCACUAUAGCCAUACGCCACCUGUCCAAAGGCAAAGUGUCAUCCAUUUGCAUGAUGUCAACUCCAAGCCAUCGAGCUUCCAAGAUGAUACCUACAAGCCAGUGGUUGGCACCCUAAAGACCUGUGCCACCUAUCCCCAACAGAACAGAUCACUGUCUUCUCAGAGCUAUAGCCCAGCCCGGAUAUCCGGUAUCCGCACGGUGAACACGGUGGAAUCGCUGAGCUAUGCCAUGCCUACUGAACACAAGUCUCAGACAUACACAAAUGGGUUCAAUACUGGUGAUAUUAGAGACUGCUUAGAAUAUGCUGAUGAGGAUGCUCCACAGACCUGGUUGAACAAUGAUAAAAAUCAAGGCAGAAGCACAGUUUGCCCAAUCUAUUCCAUCCAGCAGAACCGCUGUAAGAAGGAGAACUGUUCCUUCUAUGGUCGUCCUGAGACUGACAAUUACUGUUCAUACUGCUACAAAGAGGAGUUAAAGCGCAGGGAGAGAGAAAGCAAGGGACACAGGCAUUGAGGAUGCUCCCGUGACUACUUAGUUUUACCAUUUUCUUACUUACAAAGUAAACAGUGUGGAAUGGCAGCAGAAGGAAUCCUUACAAAAAGAAUAAAGGAUUGAUGAGUAAAUAGUGUCUAGCUUUUCGCUUUUCCGGGGCAAUGAGGAAAUGAUAGGAUUAAUUUAUCAUAAAAACAAAAAUAUUAUUUUC
Strigops habroptila (Kakapo) is the source of this 3584-nucleotide messenger RNA. It is a transcript of the gene OTUD7A, whose product is annotated as OTU deubiquitinase 7A. Gene Ontology annotation, biological process: protein K11-linked deubiquitination; protein K63-linked deubiquitination; protein deubiquitination involved in ubiquitin-dependent protein catabolic process. Gene Ontology annotation, cellular component: nucleus; cytoplasm. The coding region runs from base 590 to 3394 and encodes 934 amino acids. Gene Ontology annotation, molecular function: cysteine-type deubiquitinase activity; zinc ion binding; DNA binding. Lineage: Eukaryota; Metazoa; Chordata; Aves; Psittaciformes; Psittacidae. The transcript is spliced from 16 exons. The record is from RefSeq and is a predicted model, not a curated record.